AUGUGUACGCUGUCAUCCCUGAAGACAGGCCCCUCCACGGACAACGGACCCCGGUACCUACACCGUUCGCCUUUCCGUGAGCGUCCAAAUCUAGACUACGAGCAUCGUUUGUCUCGUGCUCUUCAUGACAUCGAGCAUCGCGAACAGAGCUCCCACAAGAGCGAGGAGACCCCGGGCACCAUUUGGCAGAUUUUUCUGGGGCAAGAGCCUACGCGCGAGCUUCGGGGUGAAGACUCGCUCACCUUUGAAGAACGCAAUUCCGAUUGGGAAUACAAGGUGAGGAAUGAUUUUGGGGAUCUGGAGAUGGUCAUUUCUCGUGACGUCUCUACAGGCCCACAUGACAGCUUGGCGUGCAUGCUGACCCUUACUCCUUCAUACCAGCUGAUAACAUCCGCAUGGGCGGAUGAGUUUAUUACUUCCACUUUGUCCUCAAUCCCUGGACUGGCAGACCUGUACUACUCCUAUCCUCACCAUGUGCUGCGUGCCGAUCUGCUGCGAUACCUCAUCCUCUGGUACUAUGGAGGCUAUUAUGCAGACAUGGAUGUUUUCCCUAAGCGCACCAUCAGAAAAUGCCCAUCGUUGCGAAACUCAGUCUUCAAUAUCAACCCACCAGACGUUUCUCUUGUCAUAGGGAUUGAAAUAGAUGAGCCCUUCGCUUCGCCCCAGAAGAUGCGCGAGUGGCAUUGGGUGCGAAGAUAUGGCUUCAUCCAGUACAAUAUCUAUGCGCCCCAUCGAUUCAGCCCGAUCCUCCGCGAGAUUAUUGUGCGCGUACUUUCUCAUACCCAGAGCCACAUUGACAAGAGCAGCAUUUUCAGAGGACCGCGAUACGAUGAGAAAUCUACCCUGGAAAUUACGGGCCCUGGCGUGUUUACUGAUACUGUCCUGGAUGUCUUGUCAGAUACUCUUCCAGCUACCCAUCGUCUUGUUUUAGCAUCUGUGAAUGCCGACCGUGGACUAGGAGACCUAAUCCCACCGGGAUCUAGAGAGCCUGUCCCCCGAGUGACAUGGGCUCCAUUUCAUCAGCUUCUCAACCCAUUAUGUGUGGAUGCGUCCGAGGCCAAACCUGGAUCGCACUUGGGUGGCUUGUGCGUCUUGCCCGUCAGCGCCUGGGGUAACGGUCAGAGGCACAGUGGUUCGGAGGGUUUCGGUAGUCAACGCGCUUGCAUAAACCAUCGUUUUGGUGGAACUUGGAAGCCAUGGAAGCAAAGCUGGAAAAAGUACCUGCUCGGAUGA
Molecule: messenger RNA, 1233 nt
Organism: Penicillium chermesinum
Lineage: Eukaryota; Fungi; Ascomycota; Eurotiomycetes; Eurotiales; Aspergillaceae
Exons: 1
Coding region: 1-1233 (410 amino acids)
Biological process (GO): protein N-linked glycosylation
Cellular component (GO): mannan polymerase complex
Molecular function (GO): alpha-1,6-mannosyltransferase activity
Source: RefSeq, a predicted model, not a curated record